This is a messenger RNA of Protopolystoma xenopodis, 204 nucleotides long. The record is from the annotation of a GenBank genome assembly. NCBI's taxonomy places the organism in Eukaryota, Metazoa, Platyhelminthes, Monogenea, Polystomatidea, Polystomatidae.
UGCAUCCAUAUUGGGAUUAUUCGAAUUGACUGGCGGUGUGUCUGCCUCAUGACCCGCAAGUUCAGGGUUUGUGAAUCCGCUGGAAGGACACAUGACGAACAUGUAGGCCUGGCUGGCGAUGCGAACAGCCCUUCGGGCGGCCUGGCAACACGGACCCCAAUGCCACUCUCAGACAUCCUCUCUGCUGCUGGCCGGGCAGAGUGA